CCACCCCGAGCGCCUCCUCCCUCGCGUCGCCGCCAGGGUUUUGAAGCAAGCUCGGAUUUUUCAACCAUGAGCCUCCGGCGGUACGUGAAUCUGGUGAUGGCGAACCACGAUCAAGGCAUCUAUUCGCUGCGCCGCCUCAACAACGACAAUUUCUUCUACCCGGCAAAGGAAGCAGCAGCAAAGGCGCGAGAUCUGCCCAGACUUAAAAGAGUGCCGCAAAAUGCUCUGUCCUCCUGGAUUGACCCAAAGAAGAAACAGGCGGCAGCUCUCACAGAUAAGCAGCUGGAGAGUACUCUUAAGCCGCCGCCACCAAUCUUCAGCCUCCGCCCAUCGACGUGCCCGGUGACCAAAGGAGACUGGAACCGGCUGCACUCCUUUCCUCUCUCUGGAACCAAGAUCUUCUUCGCCGACAGUGGGAAACGCACCACCUUGUACGACACCAAGGCUCGCUGCUCGAUCAGCACGCCCUGCCUCCAUGCGCCCAAGAAGCUCCCUGUCGCCCUCUCCGUCCCCAGCCCUGAAGGACCUGAAGGCGAGCAGGACCAGGACGGCGGCAGCCUCUACAUCAUGGACACGCUUCUUGACGAGAUGAAUGCCACUCCGUUCGAGGCCCUCAUCUGGCGCAACUGCGCAGGUGGACACUACUUGAUUACCCACAAGUCAUGGCACUGCGACGCCCUCCCGCGGCCGCCCUUCUUUGAUCAUCGACCUGACGAGCCUACCUCGGUACAGUCUUAUGCUGUGGUGGGCAACAUCAUCUGCGUCUCUGUGAACGGCCAUGGCACAUACUGCUUUGACACGGUCAGCCAGAAGUGGAGCAUGGCUGGUGACUGGCAGAUGCCCUUCUCCGGCAAGGCCGAGUACGUCCCUGAGCUCAAGCUCUGGUUUGGCGCCUCUGCUGGUAAUCACCAGCUCCCAUGUGCAGCUGACCUCUCCCCUAUCCUGAGAGGGCAUGCUCCGAAGAAGCAGCAGCACUAUGUUUGGGGGGAUCCACAUGUGCCGGCGGAAUGGCUCCCGAAUCUGUUUAAUCCUGCCAAGAUUGUCAGCUUGGGUUCUGGUAGGUUUUGUAUCAUCAACUUCUUCCAAGAUAUGGGAGGCAGGCCCCCUUCGAUGGAUGGACUAUCAGCUUCAGAUGGCAGUCCAAUUGUUGUUUUCUCUGGCUUGGAAGUGUUGGCUGGCAAUGGCAAUGGCAGUAGCAGUAGCAGUAGCAGUGACAGUGACAAAGACAGUUGCAACGACAAGGGCAAUGGCAAUGGGCUCCGCAUGAUUAAGCACAAGUCUAGACUGUGUGUUUGCAAGCUUGCCAACAUCCACUACUCCCUCGAGUCGGUACUUUGACUGUGUCUUUGCUUUGAAAGCUCCAUCCUUUUAUCUAUCUAUGCAAGGAUGGACUGUCAGUACCCACUACCAGAGACUACCUAAUGUGUGUGUUUGAAUAAUCUUGGGACACUGAUUGUAUGAAACCACCAUAAAUUGUUCCGGAUGCUUAUUCCAGCGCCUAAUUUGUGUUGCAGAAUUGUCUUCAGGUUUACUGCUGAGCAACUGAUUUGUAGUACUCCUACUUGAAGUCUCUCUGAAAAUUCUGUUUUACCUGA
Molecule: messenger RNA, 1595 nt
Organism: Setaria italica (foxtail millet)
Lineage: Eukaryota; Viridiplantae; Streptophyta; Magnoliopsida; Poales; Poaceae
Exons: 2
Coding region: 67-1338 (423 amino acids)
Source: RefSeq, a predicted model, not a curated record